Messenger RNA from Zootoca vivipara (common lizard), 1597 nucleotides. NCBI's taxonomy places the organism in Eukaryota, Metazoa, Chordata, Lepidosauria, Squamata, Lacertidae. The record is from RefSeq and is a predicted model, not a curated record.
GCAAGGGUAAAUAUUCAAAGUCAUGUGCUUUAAAUGUAUGGUGUGGAAUAUGACUACAUAUUGCCACUCAAAUGGUGAUAAUUAUUUGGGGGUGGUUUAUUCCUCUGUUUCUAUAAUAGCAACUGGGGAUAUGUGUGCUUCAAAUGCUAGUCUACUCUUGGUCAUUGGGCUAAGGGUGAUUAUUUCCAAUUGCACUAUGUACAGUGGGAUGAAGAUAAUCUGUUUCUGUCUUGUAUGUGGAAUAGAGGAGCGGGGACCCUGUUGCAUGUUAAGUGUGGACAAUUUAAACAAGGGGUACUGAAGCCUCCCAUUUUGGGUACCUGAAUUUUUAAGGUGGUGUUAUUUUUCAAGUAGGCUGAGACUUCCUUGGUUUGAUGAAGAUGAUUAAGGCCAACCUAUCAGCCUGGAAUUAAUAUUGUCCUGAUGUUCAGUUGUAAUCUUUUCCUCGUCCCCUGGAACAGGUUGAUGAGACUACUGGGUGUGGACAGCGUAUGACAUACUGUCAUUGAGCAAUUUAGGACACACCCGGUUGUAUUUUGUGGACCUUCCUUGCCUUUGAAAAGCUAGUCUGCAUUCUCAGUGGAUUCUUCUUUUGCAGUUGUACUCAAAAUAACCCACAUGGAGCGAUAACUUGUCUAUCUGGACCCAAAUGAAUCAUGGAAAAGAGUGGCAGCCCCCAGUAAUUCUCAUUUUCCAAGAAAAAGACCUCACCCUAGUGGGAAUUCUCCUCGCAAUCCCAGAUAUUGUUUCUGCUCCUCUCUCUCAACCCAGCUCAAUAUCAUUCAAAGUGUGGACAAAAUGUUGCCUUCGUAGGGUCCUCUACACCUUGGCCCACAAUCACUGUUGCCACUGCAGCCCUCCUUCAAAGACUGUUCAUGUGACUUCGCGUCUGUGGCAAGAUUGCUUGCAAGAUUGCGUCCAGGAUCAUAAAGUCAACAAUGUCAGAAGGGGACAGUACUGGCGAGUCCAUUCAUGGCAAAUCUUCAGUGGUCUUUAGAUUUUUCACAAGACUUGGACAGAUUUAUCAGUCCUGGUUAGACAAAUCUACUCCUUAUACUGCAGUGCGAUGGGUCGCAACGCUGGGUUUAAGUUUUCUCUACAUGAUAAGAGUUUAUCUACUGCAGGGUUGGUACAUCGUGACAUAUGCCUUGGGCAUCUACCACCUAAACCUUUUCAUAGCUUUCUUGUCGCCAAAGGUAGAUCCCUCUCUAAUGGAGGACUCAGAUGAGGGUCCUUCAUUACCUACAAAACAAAACGAGGAGUUUCGGCCCUUCAUUCGAAGGCUGCCAGAAUUCAAAUUCUGGCACUCCGCUACUAAAGGCAUCCUUGUUGCAAUGACAUGUACAUUCUUUGAGGCUUUCAACGUUCCAGUUUUUUGGCCAAUUCUUGUGAUGUACUUCAUUAUGCUUUUCUGCAUCACAAUGAAAAGGCAAAUCAAGCAUAUGAUAAAAUAUCGAUAUAUACCCUUCACACACGGCAAGAGGAAAUACAAAGGGAAGGAAGAUGUGGGGAAGACCUUUGCUAGCUAGAAAUUAUACUGAGCCUGCUGACCAACUCCCUUCAUUACAAUUAAAAGUCCAGUUUUGAGCCAUUGUAA